UUUGAGUGUCGUCUCCAAAUUUUGAAAAGGAUAAAUUUUCGAUUACAUAAAUGAAUAAGAAAAAAAUGUUGAUGACAUAACAUCAUCGUUGUUAUCAAACCCUAUUUUAUAUUUUAGUGAGAAAAAAAAUAUCUAAGACAAAUAUUCCUAUCUAAUAUUAUUCGUUUGUUUUUCAUUUAAAAGAUUACUUUUUAAAACGCAUAUACAUAAAAAGAACAAAGAAUAAACAUAAAGAAAGAUAAUAACAAGUACAGUGAGAACUAAAACAAUGGCUGCCUUAUUGGAGCUAGCUAAAGAUGCAUUUAAAACUCAUAACUAUGUUUUAUCAUGUGAGAUCUACGAAAGGUUAUUGCGUGAAAAUUGUCGUAAAACGACUGAAAUGUAUUUUGGAUACGGUGAUUCACUUGCAAUGUGUGGACGAAUAAAAGAUGCCAUUGAUAUAUAUUGUCAUAUUUGUUACCAGCUGUGUGAAAUAAUACCUGUAGAAAAAUUGAAAUGCUUAUCAACAUCAAUAAUAGAAUUUAUCGUUGAUAAGCGGACCACAAGUGUCAAUGUUAAUGGCACAAACUAUAUGACGAACUCCAAUAUGGAUCAUGUGGACCCACUAUGCUGUCCCAUUUGUGAAGAUGUUCUAAAAUAUCCUGUGACAUCAAUAUGCGGUCACACUUUUUGUCGCGAAUGUAUUUUUGGCCGCUCAAAGUGCAUUUUAUGUUGGAAGAAAUUCCCUUUUAAUAAUACCUCAGUUCAAAAUCAAUUUGAACCACAAACCUCAUCAUCACAUUGUACAGCAGUCAAAAAUUCUACUGUCACAUCAGAAAUUCAUCCUGCUUCAUCAAAUAGCAAUGAAGAAAGUUGCAUUUUUUUGGCGGAAAAAGAAAACUGCAAGGCGAUCUUUGAAAGUGUUAUUAAAAGUAAUGGUUUAGAGCAAGAUAUUCUUGUUCGAAGAUUAGUGGAAAAAUGGUGGAGUUCACUUCUAAAAGCUUCAAAAUUCAACAAAGAAGCUGAACAGUAUCUCGAAAGAAACCUAUGGGAUGAAGCUUUGAAAGUUUGCAAUCAAAGUUUAGAAACUGCACCUAAUAAUUUUAAGGGACUUUUACUUCGCUCUCAAGUUUUAUAUCGAUUGAAACAUUAUCAAAGUUCAUUGGCCGAUGCCGAAAAUUCAAUCAACUCACGACCUUCGUCUUACAAAAGCCACUAUCGUAGAGCGCUUGCUCUGAAUGGUCUUGGGAGAUAUGAAGAAGCUCUUUUGGCAUUUUGUGUUUCAAUUUGUUUGGAUAAAAAAUCAGAAAACAUUUCAUCACCUUUGCAGUAUGAUAUAUCUCGGCUCUUACAGAAAAUACUCACAUCAAACCGAUCUAUAAGCAGUCACCUAAUAACAACUUCAUUCCCAUAUGGCAUUUCAUCAUAUAGAAGAAAUCAAAGAUAUUUCAAUGGACAAGAACAUCAGAUUAUAUGCAUCAGAACAAAUCAACAUGACUAUGAAGAUGAAGGAAAUUCGAGCUGUGGUGAAGGAGAGGAUUACCACCAUUUUUUAAAUCGAAACCGAAAUCGUCACAAUCGUAGACUUUUUCGCCGUUUAAACAAUAUUAAUCACAAUCAUUUAGAUAGCCAACAAAUUAUUCCAAGGAAAAAUGUUCGAUUACGGAUACUUUUUGAAAGAGUUUUUCAAGAAAUUGAGAAAUACCGAAGGAUGGAGCUGAAACCAAUCUUACUAGAAGUUAACCCUCUACAUAUUGAACCAUCAGAUUUUGAUUGUGUGCUUUGUUGUCGCACGUUGUAUCAACCAGUGGUUACACCUUGUGGUCACACAUACUGCUGGGUUUGUUUAGAUCGCAGUAUGGAUUACUCAGGUUAUUGUCCUUUAUGCAUGGCACCACUCAUCGAAAAUUAUCCAACACGAUUAAAUACAAAUCAAGUUCAAUAUCCAACAAUGCUUUCUUUAUCUCGUCGUAACACAACGCGAUUUAUUGAACAAGCAAUGAAACGUUUCAUUCCAAAAAUUUAUGAAAAUAGACGAUCACAAGAGUUAGUAAAAGAACCUGCUAUACCAAUCUUCAUAUGUACUACCGCAUUUCCAUCAGUACCUUGUCCAUUAUUUAUAUACGAACCAAGAUAUCGUCUUAUGGUUAGACGUGCAAUUGAAAAUGGAACUCGUCAAUUUGGUAUUGUGUUGGCUCAAAAUAAUCGUCAAAAAUAUGCUGAAUAUGGAACUUUAUUAGAAAUACGAGACUGUGUGCAACUUGGAGAUGGAUGUUCGAUACUUAGUACCUUAGGAACCAAGCGCUUUCGAGUAUUGAAUAGAAGUGAAAAAGACGGAUAUGAUACGGCAAAUAUAGAAUUUAUUAAAGAUGUUCCUAUCUGUAGCGAAUCCAUCUUAGAAUUGAACUGUCGUGUUAUGGAAAAAGCCAAGGAAUGGUGCAAAAAUCUACCAGAAAACAUUAAAGAUGAGAUUUUAAAAAGUUUUGGAAAAAUGCCAGAUUUAGAGGAAAACUGGAGUAUAAGUAACGACGGCCCAUCAUGGACAUGGUGGAUGAUUGCGAUAUUACCAUUAAGUCCAUUAUUAAAGGUGAACAUUCUUGCGACAACAAGUUUAGAAAAACGUUUACGAGCAAUAGACAAAACUUUGAUUGAAUAUAUGGCAGCUCAGCAAAAAAGGGCGUUAUGCUUGUUAUCUGAAUGUGAAGGAUUGUCAGAGUGCCGUGCUAUUGAAUGUUGUCAAAGAGCUACCUCCACACAAAAUCAUCUUCAAUUAGAGGAGAGAAAUCAUCGAAAUCAGUCCACAGAAUGUCUCCUUUAAAUAAAUUGAAAGUUUUUGAUUCUAACAUACCUUUUGAAAUUUCCACAUCUCAUGGCAUCCAACUUGGGAAAUCUGAGUUUUACAAGAGAAUAGAAACCUUAUGAUAGGUACUUAAACGAGAGAAAAAUUUUUAAAAAUACUCUUUUUCAUUGUUUAGUUUUUUUAAGCUUACGAAACUCGUCUCUUUAAAAUGUUUGAUUUGGUCUAAUAAUAC
Molecule: messenger RNA, 3011 nt
Organism: Clunio marinus
Lineage: Eukaryota; Metazoa; Arthropoda; Insecta; Diptera; Chironomidae
Source: the annotation of a GenBank genome assembly